Stylophora pistillata is the source of this 1370-nucleotide messenger RNA. RefSeq lists its product as uncharacterized. The record is from RefSeq and is a predicted model, not a curated record. Lineage: Eukaryota; Metazoa; Cnidaria; Anthozoa; Scleractinia; Pocilloporidae. Gene Ontology annotation, molecular function: GTPase activity; GTP binding.
GCUAGUAAGCUGUAGCGACCUUCUAAAAGUAACGUCAAGAAUUUUCCAAGAUGCCCGCAAGACCUACUGUGAGACAUAAAAUUGCACUGGUUGGAGAUAGUGGGGUUGGAAAGUCCACCAUUCUCUCAACCUUUAAAGGAGAACGCUUCAAUCCCCUCUAUGUGAUUACUCGAAAAAGAGAAAUAAAGACUGCUGUGGUAAACGUUGGGAAUGAAGUUGCAGAACUUCAAAUAUGGGACACACCUGGUAGUGCUGACUGCAGGACAAUGACAGCUGCAUAUGUACAAGAAGAUGUUCAGGGUGUGGUUGUAGUGUUUGAUGUGACAAGUUAUGAUAGUUACAUGAAUGUUCAACAUUGGGUCAAAACAGUAAACCAGUUUGCAGGACAAGAAAAUGUUAAAUUUGUAUUUGUGGGAAAUAAAACUGACUUAGAAAGGCAAAGGAAAGUUUCAGAGGAUCAUGGACAGGAGUUGGCAAAUCAAACCAAUGGAGCUUACAUUGAUGCAAGUGCAAAGACAAAUAAAAACAUAGAGAUGAUAUUCAGAAGAAUGACAGAGAUUAUUUUAGGUAUGAAUGAAGCAUCAAAUAUGAAUAAUGAACGAAGAUCUGGAGCAGGAGAUUCUGGAGACUACAAUGGAAAAGAAAGGGAAGGAUUUCAUUGUACCGUUUUAUGAUAGUAUCUACUCGUAAUGGGUGUUAUUCUACAAAAAUUUUCUUCAAGCGAAUUCAGACAGAAUAAAAAUACAAUAGCAAACUUCAAGCUGUGAAUCGAAUGAGCUCUACCGAAUUUUCAUCCCGGCAAUUCUCGCUUAGGUCAUCUCCCAGCCUGAUUUUCAAAUAGCCUCGGGUCGUUCGCUCCGAAUCCUCCUCUCUGAAGCAAACGACUUUUGAAAAUAUUGUUUUGGAAUCAAACUGAUCAUCGUUCAUAGUGCGAGUGAAUUAGGAGCCGCAGCUGAUUUUGAUGGAGGCGAACGCAACGGGGCCGAUCUCGCACUAGCCUCACGUGAUUCGUUGCUUAACAAUCGAAAACGGCGGUAGGUAGAUUUCAUGAAUCUUGAACCAUUGCUUUGUUUUUGGAUAGAGCAGGCUGGACGUUUUUAACUCAUUCCGGAAUGGGGCGUGUGAAAUGUAAUUUUAUUGAUAACUGUAAGUUAAGAUCGUGGAAUGCAUUUUGGUUAUAAACGUUAAGUCACAAGUAGCUUUUACGAGUUCAGCGGACAGUUUACAGUAAUAAUCAAGAAGUUAUUUUUAUCGUAGUGACUCAAUGAAUUAACAAAUGUAGUAUAGUUAACAAUAAUUCCACUCGCGCUUGUUGGAUACGAGAUGAUAGAUAGCCAACGAGGCGCGUAGCGCCGAGUUGGCUAUAAUCA